Molecule: messenger RNA, 9700 nt
Organism: Orcinus orca (killer whale)
Lineage: Eukaryota; Metazoa; Chordata; Mammalia; Artiodactyla; Delphinidae
Product: protein-lysine methyltransferase METTL21E
Exons: 5
Coding region: 669-1484 (271 amino acids)
Biological process (GO): peptidyl-lysine methylation
Cellular component (GO): cytosol; cytoplasm
Molecular function (GO): protein-lysine N-methyltransferase activity
Source: RefSeq, a predicted model, not a curated record
CUGUACCCACACUCCUAAGUUUAACUUUACAAUAUUGCUCGAUUUCAUUACCUGUAAUAACUUCUUAUUCAGGCUAUUUUCAGUGAUUGGGGGAAUUAAUUUGUCCUCUGAGAUGCAGCCCUAAAUGCACAUGAGCAGGUGCACAGGCGACAUACACCCUCAGCCUUCCUAUUCACUCUGAGUAGGAAGGAACUGUGGAAAUACAAUUCCUGCGUCCAGAUCACUGCUGCACACACACUCUCGAACAUUCUGGUGUGGCUGUCUGAUUCUAAAAAUAGUGUUUGUACCCAGACAGGUGACCUGAAAAACACAUGGCCUCCGUUUCACAGGACGUCAUAGCUGUGGACUCUUAAAUAACUCCUGGCAUCAAAGUUAAAAAUAAUCGCUUUGCCCUGAUAGCCUUCACUCACUUGCAGGAAUGUUUUUACUUACCGGUUGGCUCUUGCUCUGUUCACGAGACACUCACGUGGAAUGUGCCUACUUACAUUUUUCAACCCCCUUAUUUAUUCCAACCUCACUGCUGUAUGAUCAGAGGCUGUGAAGCUGCAGCUGUCAGGAUUAGUUCUCUGUGAAGACUCGCUGCCAGUGUGUACAGUAGUAAACUGCGUGCUUUGGUGCUCGCCUUUCAGGCACCAUCAGAGGUCUCAUCAGCAAAGCAAAAGUUGUGGAUGAUACUUUUUAACCGUCUAGAAACUCAGCUAACUCAUAUAUAUAGUUUUCAAGAAAUGAUCAAGAAAGCAUCAAUAUAUAGCCAUCCCUUAGUUCAUCGCUUAAUGGAUCUCAAAGCUCAAAAAGAGAACAGAGAAGCCGAUGAUGACAGGAAAGUGGUUGCAGAGAUCAUGCAGAGGUGUUUUGUUCCAACUUUAGUAACAGCCAUCUCCUGGGAGGGAUUUCAUUUCGUUGGUCAUGAGAUUCGGAUUACUGAAGCCAUGGAUUGUUACGGUGCUGUUGUUUGGCCAUCGGCCCUUGUUCUAUACUAUUUUCUGGAAACAAAUGUAAAGCAGUAUAACAUGGUUGACAAAAAUGUGAUUGAAAUUGGAGCUGGAACAGGGUUAGUCUCCAUCGUGGCAAGUUUACUUGGUGCACACGUGACUGCCACAGAUUUACCUGAGUUACUUGGAAACCUGCAAUAUAAUAUUUCCCAAAACACCAAAAUGAAAUGUAAGCAUUUGCCUCAGGUUAAAGAGCUCUCCUGGGGUGUAGCUUUAGACAAGAACUUUCCCAAGGCUUCCAGCAACUUUGACUACAUCCUGGCGGCCGAUGUUGUCUAUGCUCAUCCAUUUCUGGAAGAACUCCUCAUUACUUUUGACCAUCUGUGCAAAGAAACCACCGUCAUCCUCUGGGUCAUGAAAUUCAGGUUGGAGAAGGAAAAUAAAUUUGUAGAUAGAUUUAAGGAGUUGUUUAACCUGGAGGAGAUUUCCAGUUUCCCUAGCCUGAAUAUUAAGUUGUAUAAAGCUAUGAAGAAAAAUUGGAGGAGUGCAUGAUAUCCUCAGAGGAGGACUUGGAAAGGGAAGGCAAUUUCUAGUGAUUAUUAUUGCUUUAACAAAAAACCUGGAUGAUCUCAUAUAGCUGACUUUCCCAAGGGGACACACACACACACACACACACACACACACACACACACACACACACACGCACGUGCACGUGCACGUGCACGUGCACCUUGCCCCAGACAGGGAUUUUCCCAGAUAUAGCACACAGGUGUAUAGGAUGGCAAAGCCAUUCUGUGUGGUAAUUGGUUAGGACAAUGUCUGCUUUCCUUAUCUUUCUAUAGUACUAUUUAUAAUUAUUAUCAUCUUAAUAAAUGGUGCAAUUAUUGUUAAUGUAUAACUGUAGAAUGAUGGUUUUUAAUAAUAGUAUGUCUAAAAUGUUUUAAACAUAAGCUUAUGUGAUUCUCUCUUUAGAAAUAAUGAAAUGGACUAUAGUGGGCUCUACAAAUAAAUCUGACUAGGCAGACAGAGAAGGUAAUGGUCAAUGUUAGAUUAUUGUGGCUUCAUUAGUGCCAGCUUAUUGGUGGUCUGUCUUCUCUGCUUGGCAGGGUGGGUCUCCAGCACACCCUCUGAAAUCAGUCAAGCUGGUGGAUUCGAGGUUACAGGCAAGGACAUUUCACUCCAGUAAAUGAAAAAUGAAUGGAAGAAAACAUAAAAUCAGUUGAGAUUUUGGAGGAGCCAUUGUUUUAUUUUUAGGCCAAGUACAGUUAUUCUGCAUCACAGAAAGAGAAAUAAAUAUAAAAACUUUUCGUGUGUAUAAAAAUACACAUGAAAAGAUUUCAGUCUCUAAUCUCAAAUAACCAGACAUAUGGCUGGUUUUAAAGUUUAAAGCUCUUCUGAUAAACAUAUAGAGACCUAGAUAUUUGAAAUCCUAUGUGCUUUUUUUUUUUUCACAAGGACCUUAGAGAUUAGAAUAAAGUCUGAAGUAAGUAAAGUUAGUGCAAGAAGAGCAAAAUAUUAGGAUUUUGUACCACAUAAGAAGACUAGCGGUUGGUAACUCUUCCGGGUUCUCGGUGAUGUUGGCUAGGCAGGCUCUGUGCCCUCGGGGUGGUCCUUGCCCAGCCCUUUCUGCUUUGCUGGAAGUUCUCAGUCUACUCAGGGUUGAACAGAGCUGAAAAGUUUAUUUCCUAGGACUCUGACCUUAAGCCAGGAUGCAAAUGUACUCUCAGUGGGUUUUUUGGUAUGCACGGUUCCUGGGGUCAUCUCUCAAUAAUUACCAGUAUUUAUAUGCCCCUUUAUAGUUUUCACAGCCUGCUGUGUACAUAAAGUCAACUAAUCCUCACAACCAUUCUAAGAGUCUAUGUAAUAUCAGUAUCCCCACUGCACAGGUAAAGGAGCCGAAGCCACCAGGGGUGGAGCCACACAGCUGCAGAGUGGCAGCGCUAGGCACUCAGGCCCAGGUCUGAGUCCAGAGCCCGUGUUUUUUUUUUUUUUUAACCAUUGCUCUGCCUUUAUGUAUUUAAAACAGUAAUUUUCCAACUCUUUUGUAAGUGAGUGAAGUCAUUUCUUUCAAGUGAAAUCAGUACCUGGAAAGGUAAGCAAAUGCAUCAGGAGAAGAUGAGAAUCUUUUUCUCUGGUGUCAGGGAGGCUCAUUUAGAAGGUGACAUUUAAGCAAAGCUGGAAGGAGGUGAGGGAAGCAGCAGUGCAGGUAUCUGGGGAGGUGUGUCCCAGGCAGAAGGAACAUCUCUGCCAGGACCUUAAAGCCGGAGCCCACCGGUCCUCAGGAGGAAACAUCGGAGGCCAGUGAGCUCGGAGCAGGGCGAGCGGGGAGGCUAGGAAGCUUCAGUAUCGGCGGCGGGACGGGGCCUUCGUGGCAGGCUGGGUUCUCCGGAAGCAGGCCAGGAGGCGGCAUUUGAUGUGCAGGCCAUUUUUAGGGAGUGUCGUGGGGAUCAAGACCUGUGGAAGGGGCAGAAGGAAGCGGGGCAAGGUGGAGCUGCCGUGCACGGCCUCAGCCGACCCACCCCCAUGGGGCUGUGGACCUGGGGGCGGGGAUGGGGGGCGCUGAGACUGCUGAGCCUUGAUAACCCGUGUCGCACAGUCACUGGACGCAAGUGGCCCGGGAAGGCUGUGACCUUGGGCGAGGUGACUUACGCCGGGGGGUCGGGUGAGGCGAUGCCCGCGGACGUUGACAGCCCAGGGCCGCCGGCCAGCAGCGCUGCCCGCGUGGAGGCGAUGAGUCCUCCUGAGGGGUCUGAGCAGCACAUCAGGGCAGCCGCAACCUCAAGGCCAUUGCGAGGACCUUGGCUCUUCCUCCGGUGAAGCGGAGGAUCGCGGGAUGGUUUGGAGUGGAGGAGUGAAGCAGUUAUCCCUCCGUGUAAGGACCACUCCGGCUGAUGUUCCUAGGAUACUACGCAGGGCGGAGGGACCAGCGGGGAGGCUGUGGUGGGGAUGGCAGCCCGGGCCCCCGCGGGGACUGUGCCCGGAGGUGGCGAGAAGGGGUCAUUUCUAGAAGAGUCUGGAAGCUAAUGCCCACCGACCUUCUCUCCAUGUUGAGUAUGAGUGUGAGGCUGACUCGGGAGUGUUUGGUCCGAGCUGCUGGACAUCACAGAACAAAGAACAUCAGAGUCAUCGGCAGAGAGGUCGUUUGCACAGCUCACGCGGGGAGCAGAAGAGUGAACAGGAGCUGGAACGAGGACUGAGCCCCCAGGUGGCCGCGCUGAGGUCAGACACAGCUAGACCCGAGGUAUGUUUUCGAGGCUCUGCCCUCCUUCCCCCAAAUUAUAUUCGGGUCUGUUGACUCUGAAAGAAUUUACUGCCACUGUGGUUUUUGAGCUGGCCAGCAGAGUCUCAAGGUUCCGAGAAGCUGCCUCAGAGGCUUCUAGGAGGGUUUUAGGUGAAACAGCAUGAAUCUUGGGGUAACAAAUGAAAAAAAUGGCUCCUCUGCUAAAAAAAGUUUGUAUAUCACUACUAAGCUAUUUUUAGUUAGACUAAAGUGUCCUUCUUUCAAAGACUGUGUUAGAACCAAGCCAGCCGUGUGGUUCUUAACAGUUCCUCUUUCUCCAGGUGUCAGUCUGUCAAACACAGUGCUCAACACCCAUUGUUUUAUUCUGUUUUAUAGCAUUCCCUUGCAAAUUGGAGCACCCACCCACAUACCCUGUGUCUCUCCUGCUUCACUCCAUUCUGCGUGUUUGUCUACUUUUAUCUUUGUGCUAUCUUUUCUCCACACUUUUCUAGAUUCAAUUUUACAAUAAUUGAAUUCCAAAAGAUGUAAUUUGAGUAGCUUUUUUCUAUCUUACAGUUUUUUUUUUUUAAUGGCUAGGAAUUGAUGUGUUAACUUUAACCCAAGAGAAUUUACUGUGAAUUUUGCCUUUGCUCCCCUUCCUUCCUCCCUCCUUCCCUCCCUCCCUCUCUCUCUCUCUUUCUUUCUUUCUGUCUUUCAUUCUGACAGGUUAAACUAUGCUACUGAAAACCUUAGUCUAUUUCUUGCAGUAACUUUCUGGGUUUCUAAUAGAGUAACAAUACUGACUGUCAAGGUUUUAAUAGAGGUUAUCACAGAAUCAUUAUUGCUUCACAGCAGACAUACCAACUUGCUGGCAAUACUCUGCAGCUUAAAAUUUCUGUUAUAUGCAUGUAAACACGAGAGUUUUUGUGCCCCAGGCCAUAUCCGCUGACUUUAGGAAACUAAAUACUGUACUCAAAUCUUCUGUCUUAGAAUUUACUGAUCUAUCCUAUUUCAUUUGUACCAAUUUUUGUCUACCAGAAUGUUAAAACAUUGGUUUUCAUGCCAGAUUAAUAUUUGGUUCUCUUUUUGGAUAAAGAAUCAUGGCAUUGGGUGACUUCCUAAGAGAUUUGGAGCCAUAGAAUAAAGAAAGAAGAUGAGGAAACAUAACAGAAUGGAAUGUUCCUUUUUUUUUCCUUUAAAUCCUCAGAUUCCAGCAGCUUGGUGUUCUCUGUGAAUGCCUGGUCUUUGUACACAGAGAUCACGUCCAACUUGCUUUAAGCAUUGCUGUUGGCAUGAGAGCAGAUAAGUAAUUUCUGAAUAUCCUUUGGUAGUAAAACAUAUCCACUGGGUAGGAUUUUGAUACAAGAAAAUAUUUACAUGUACUAAUUUUGAAAACAAUCUUGGGACCUUGGGCUCUAGAAAUAAAAGGAUUAAAGUCAAAUUAAGUAGAUCAGAUAAGUAAGCUUAGUGAUAAGUUUAGAAGAAAGUUAAUUAUACUGUGCCUCUUUUCUCAAUUCCACUUUAACUUAAUUUUCAUGGAAAUCUACACGUGAAGGAAGUAAAAAAAUUGUCAAAUAUGUACAUUUUUUCCACCAAAUUAUAAGGCAGUACUAAAUAAGAUUGGGAAUGCAGCAGGUAAAUCCUUUCACAAAACGUAGGGGAUACGGGCAAAGCGAAAUUGAAAAAUCAUAGAUAUUUGGUGGUGUGUUUGUGUGUGGACCUAAUUCUUCAUGUCUGCUUUAUGGAGUCUGGAAAUAGUUCACAAAUGAUUUCCACAUCCAGGUUUUGGCAUUUUUGAGUUUGUGAUGUGAAAUUAAGUCUAGAAUAUUUACCUGCAAGCCCAAUUUCAGUAUGUGCUCUGCUUCCAAGUUUCACACAUAAUCAAAGACAGUGUUCUGUAUAAUUGCAUGGUUGUAUUAAUGGGACAGUUGUGUCUUAGGUGGCCUUAGGUAGCAUCAAUUAGUUCUGUGGUCAUACUAACUCCUUUUACUAAGAGUUUCUGGCCUGGACAUGAGUAUUUACUCGGAUUGCGUAAUAUGUUGUAGUUAGAUUGCUGGGCACACACCAUUGACUGCCUGUGCUAUUGAACUAACCUUUGGCCUCUAUCAUCAACAGUGCUUAUACUGGGAAAGCUUGAAGACAGGAGUUUUUCCUCUCACUUCUCUCAGUUUCUUUGUUUCUGAGGCAAUUGUCUUUCCUUGAAAUCCAAUCAAGUUUUAGAAUUGGCACUCAACCAUCAAGGAAUUUAAAAGCAUCACUAAAAAUGAAAACAGAUGUCCAGGUCAAUUUUUCGAUAAAUGGCAUUAACAGAAAAAAAAAAAUAGGAAAAUAUUGGCUAUCUGCUGCUAAUUACUAACACUUUAGCAUACCAAAAUGUAUUGUUAGAUUUUCUAAACAAAAGCACAAACUGACUAAAACUAAAAUAAGGCAUAUAAAAGUACUUUAAUGGCUAGGCAUUAUUUUAUAAUGCCACAAAUACAGGACACAAGGCAUCUGAAAUUUUUUUAUUUGGUAAUGCUAGAUUUUGUAGCUUAGGCUUUUGAAAAUUUCCAUAUUUUCAUUGUCCACAGUCUGUAUGUCUAUACUCUUCUUUGUUUUGAUUUUAAAUUAUCAGUUACCCCUUACCUUCAGUGGAUUGUGUGUGUGUGUGUGUGUGUGUGUGUGUGUGUGUGUGUGUGGUGAUUUAAUUUGGGUUUUCUUAUCUGAUGCCAUGGUUUAAUUUGGGUUUCUUAUCUCUUUCUGUGUUUCCUUUGUUGGAAGAGUAUAAAUCAUAAUGGUAAAGGUUUUCUCUUUGUCCCAAACCAUCAUAAAUAAGCCCAAAGAACAGGCCAUAAAAAUGUAAGAAAUUCUUAGAUUAACAAACAUGAGUAACGUUUUUUACCCACCUGGUGUUCAGAGGUAAAAGUACAGUUUGCAACUAGUAAAUUAUUAACACUUUUCUACCAAGGAUUUCCUUCUUCCUUAGGAUCUCUGUGAUUAAUAUGUCGUCAGUUUAAGAAUGAGAAGGGUGUCAAACAUGAUAAACAUAUUUUAUAAUCAUGUAUUCAAAAGAGGAAUAAUUCUAAUAUGAUUAUAAUUAGUUGGAAUAAUUAUACAAUUAUUCUAAUAAAUAUAUAUAAUAAGAAUGUGCAGCAUUCUUGGGGUGGGGGGAGCAAAGUGCUAGAGCGGCUGGGAACAGAUUUCAUAUUUUUUUGAAGGUAAUUCAAGGAGACUUAAAGGCAAUUAUAAGAAUGCAAAAUAACUAAUGUAAAUACCUUUUACUUUCUUGAUAUUUUAUUUUUCUUCUCUAGGUAGCCAUCUAAUGGCUGUCAUUCAUUCAUUCAGUAUUUACUGAAACCCCAAGCAGGGGCUGUAGACACACAGUGAACAAGGUGGAUGGGGCAGUCCUCCUGGAGGCUUCAAGUUCAGUGCAAAUGGGCAGAUGCAGCAAAGUCAAUGCAUGGAGGGGGAGACAGACAUGUUUUCAGUGCAGUGUCAGGUGUGGUGAUAGGAGGGGAACUAAUCCACAACCAGGGCGUCAGUGAAGACUUCCUGGAGAAAUAACCUGUAGCUGGGAAAGGAGAUGGAGACAGGGGCGCUUUCUGGGAAGCCGAGAGUAACCCCCUUGAACCACUCUCUGGAAAAAUUGUAGCUUCUAAUAAUCCUUGCUGAAACAACUCCAUUUACGGAAUACUCACAGCUUUGGUCUCUGUUUUAGAUAUUUUACAUAGAGCUCACUGAAUACUUCUAAUACCCUGGAGGUAUUAGCCCAUUUUACACAUGAAGAAACUGAGGCUCAGUGGGGGUGAGCAGCUUCUCUGAUGUGUGUCCGGUUGGGAUGGGAACCUUGGUCUCUAAGGCACCAAAGCUUCUGCUCUUUUCGAGAACUGCCCUGUGUCCAUUUUCCACUCUGAACCUUGCAAUUUGACUUUUAUUCUAGCUAAUUCGGAGCAAUUCACUAAUUGCUCUGAAUUUAGUGAAUGCUGUCUUUAUUUGUACAAAUUAGCGUAAGUGGGAUACUAUUGCUAUGUAUCUGCAUUGUGAACAGUAAAUCACUAGGAGAAUGAGUGUAUAAGCAAAGAUUUAAAUAAAAUUUUCUUUGCAAAAAAAAGAAAUCGGACAAAGAUUAAUUUAAAGAUAUGUAGUGAUCUUAAAACAGCUCAGGCCGAAGGAGGUGAAGGCAGAGGAUUCCCUCAGGUGACUCCUCAGCGGGAAAGGCCAAGGGGGCGGGGCUGAACUUUAGAACUUCAUCCGAUCUGUCAGUGACGCGGCUGUUUACAGGGCUGUUCCUAGGGGGGAAGGCUCACUCUGCAUCAGCACGGAGCUAAGCCGCGGGGUGAGGGGAGCAUCCCAGUCCAGGAAACCACCUUUUCAGCAAUCUUCCCAGGCGAAGGCAGAACUGACUCAGGCAGCGUGGCCUUCUGCAGCCCCAGCAGAGGGCACCGGGGCUGUGCCGGGGAGACUGGAAGGACACCAGAGUACUUGGCUAAGUGGAAACGGCCAAGGGCGUCCAUCAGCCUGAGGUUUAUCCGUUGACAGGCCCCGCUGUUCCGGGAGGGCGAUACUGAUACUGCUGAGUAAGCCUCACACCCUAGCGAGAGGCCUGGACCACUGACGGAGUGUUAGGCGAUGCGGGCGGGGCCGGGCCGGUGCCUGCUGCCGUGACGCCAGCACAGGGCAGCUGUCAGGGGCUGUCCCUGAGGGCCCCGCUCAGAGGACCCUGGCCAUUGCCGCUGGAUGGCGAUGCGAGCCAGACCACAGAAUGUUCCAGAAAACAGAGAAGGAUGUAUGUAAACUUCCGGCGGGACUUGGCUACCCGGGGCAGUGACAACUUCCAGGGCGGGAUGGUAGGGAGGAAACUCUAUAGAGAGAAAACCUCAAGAUUACUGAGGAAAAGGAAUCGCAGGAUAAGUUUCUCUCUUUCUUUAUUACGUAUAUUCCUGUGUGCACUGACCAGCAGACACCGAAGCCCGCUGACCGACCUCUCUACUCAGCAAGUGCCUGAACGUGGAGUCUGAUAGGUGCAAGAAGUGGAAGCCAGCAUCUGAGGACAUGUCAGCUCGAAUGCCCAUAAAAUCCACUUCAGAUAAAAAGCGUGCAUUGAUUCUAUCUUUUGCUUCUACCAACUAGGUGAAAGGCUAGGGAUUUGGAUACCAUUCCCUCAAAACUCGGGGAAUUAAAUCCGAGUCUGAAAUUACCAAACAUUGCCACUGGGAGGCCCCAGUGAUCUGUAAAAUGAACUUCCCUAUCUGAAUAAAUAAGUGAAAAUAAAAGAAAUGAUUUAAACAAGUGAAUUGAAUUAUGAAAGAUUAUAUGCAAAUGGACCCAAAGCGGUAAGGGGUAAAUACAGCACAGUAAAAUGUGAUAAAUACGUGGUGCCGUCUGCCUUCAUUAGGGAUUGUUUAAAUUCCACCCCCGCCUCAGCGCUGUGCACACGAAAGGAAAUAAAGUCUCCCAGAAAAGGGAAAACAAGGGCUGGUUUCCAGUUAUUUGAACACUAUACGCGUGCUCCUGGCUGCAUGUGUGUGUGUUUGUGUACGUGUGUGAGGGGGAGGGGAGGAGAGGAGAG